Folsomia candida is the source of this 1695-nucleotide messenger RNA. Its product is annotated as syntaxin. Bases 747 to 1649 code for a protein of 300 amino acids. The transcript has 9 exons. Gene Ontology annotation, cellular component: endomembrane system; plasma membrane; SNARE complex. NCBI's taxonomy places the organism in Eukaryota, Metazoa, Arthropoda, Collembola, Entomobryomorpha, Isotomidae. Gene Ontology annotation, molecular function: SNAP receptor activity; SNARE binding. Gene Ontology annotation, biological process: intracellular protein transport; vesicle fusion; exocytosis. The record is from RefSeq and is a predicted model, not a curated record.
CUUUUUAGUGUUAUCGACAUGUCGUAAGGUCACACCCACCGCCACCACCUUGUGUUCGACAAAUUUCAUCGCCAUGCCAUAAUUUCGCCAUUUCUCAUCCGAUUUUCACGAAAUUUAGACAGACAUUUCUUAUUGGUGUUGUCGACAUGUCGCAAUGUCCCACCCACCGCCACCUCCUUGUUUUCGACAGACUUCGUCGCCUUACCUUAUUCCGCCAUUUAUCAUUUGUUUUGCCCGACUUAUCAUUUUAAAACAAUAGUGGCUGAAUUUUAGUCACAAAUUUAAAUGCUCAAAACUAGCAAAAACAUUUCGACUUGUAUCGCGUAAAAAAUCAGACGACCCACUAAUAUUAUUACAAAUUCUUUUUGUACAUAAAGUUAGGGAAAUUUAAAGCUAUCGUACGUCAAAAUCGUUGAAUGCUGGAAAAACAUUACUAUUUGUAAAAAAGGCUAAAAAACUGUGCGAAAAGUUAGUAUAGAUAUAUAUAAAUGAUGUCCAACUCUAGAUAAAUCAGCGAGAAGCAUUUAUGCAUGCAUGUACAAUGUGAAUAUGUGUGGCAAUAAUAAGUGAAUGGUAUUAAUUUCUUGUGGUUUGAUAUCUUUGUGGUCGUGAAACACAGUAAUUUGUUUACUGCAUGGAAUACUUGCAAAUCAUACAACACUAAUUUGUGUAUAGGGAAAUUAUUUGAGUCAUCGUCAUCAUUAAGCUUGAUAAUUUUAUUAAUUUUAAAACUUUAUUGCAUAAGAAUGGAAAGAAUUCAUCAAUUUAGAAAGCGGAGUCGAGCAAUAUCUGAAGUCGGAAAAUUUUUUAUAACUAUUGAACAAGUUCGAGUUUUAUUGGAAGAUUUAAAGAAAUGGGUUGACCUACUGAAUGCGAAGCAUGGGGAAAUUUUAGCUAUUCCACUUUCUAACGAUGAUAGAAACCAGCAAUUAGAAGAAAUUAAUGCGAAAAUAAAAUCACUGGGACAAGUCACAAAAUCCAAGUUGAAAGGAAUAGAAAAAACAAUUCAUGACCCCACCCCAGACGCUGCUGAUGUUGUCGACGAAUUUCAUGAAAUGCAAGAAGGGGUGGCAAGACGCGGAUCAAGCUCAAUCCAGUUGUACACUCCGGCUACGACACGGAUUCGCAAAGUGCAGUUUGCCUCCUUGGCGAAACAAUUUAGAGAAAUUAUGACCAACUAUCAACUAUCGCAAGUAAACUAUCGUGACCAGUUAAGGUCAAGGCUAAAGAGACAGCUUGAAAUUACAAACGCCUCAAUCUCGGAGGACGCUAUAGAGGAGUGGAUUGAUCAAGGAAAAAUGACCAUUUUUACUAAAUCUAUAAUUUUUGAUCCGAAAAUAGUCCGCGAUGUGGAAGCUCGUCAUAAUGAUUUACUCAAGUUAGAAAAAUCUAUAAGGGAUUUAAACGAAUUAUUCAAGGAAUUAGGGCAACAUGUCGAAUCACAAGGAUUUGUGAUCGACAAUAUUGAGCACACGGUGGCAAGAACGGUGUCCUUCGUGGAAAAUGGGAGACAAAAUGUUACUCAGGCACGAAUUUAUCGGGACAGUUUUCGAAAAAAAAAGGCAUGCUUGCUGACUACUGGGGGCGUGAUAUUUGUUCUAAUACUCCUCGGCACUCUCAUAUAUUUAAGUACGGCUCAAAUUUUUUGACGCAAAAAUCAAAAGAGGCCUUGCGACUUUCAGAUAUACUUUUAUG